AUGGCUCCUCCUACUACUGCACCUGUUUAUCAAUUGACUGAUAAGGCUCUAUCUCCCAAGGAGAUAAUUAAGGGUCCAUCUACAUAUGCCAACACAAUCAAUGAGGGUCCUUCAGUUUUGAAGAAUUGGUCGGGUCCUUUGAAAGUUAGCGGAGCUCUCGACACUGCAUACAAAUUCAAAGAGAUUACUCCUGCUAUUGGUCGUGAAUACCCUGACCUUCAACUCAAAGAUGUCCUUGAGAAUGAAGAACAGUUGAGAGACCUUGCCAUUACUAUUUCUAGAAGAGGUGUCGUCUUCUUCAGAAACCAAGAUAUCACAAUUGCGCAGCAAAAGAAGCUGGCUGAUCAACUCGGUAAACUGGCAGGUAAACCAGAAACUUCUGGUUUGCACAUCCACCCAGUUGCUCCUGCUGGUGGUUUCCUCAAAGAAGGAUCCGACGAGAUUGAUGAAGAGGUUUCUAUCAUCACAUCCAAGAUCAACAACGAUGUUUACAACAACGCUAGAAUUGCGUUUAGAAAAUCGAGUGAAAAGUACCACACUGAUGUUAACUUUGAGCCCGUCCCUGCUGAUUACACUACUUUAAGAAUUAUUGAGACUCCUGACCAUGGUGGUGACACCCUUUGGGCCAGUGGAUACAGUCUUUAUGACAAGCUUUCUCCUUCGUUAAGGGCUUACCUGGAGACUCUUGUUGGAACCUACAGCCAGCCUACUUUCAAGGAUUCCACAAAGGGUGAGCACGGUAUUUAUUCUGCCAAGCGUGGCGCUCCAGAGAACUUUGGUGACGAACUGAUUGCCAAACAUCCUGUCGUCAGAACGAACCCUGUCACUGGAUGGAAGUCCAUCUUCAGUCUGGGAACACACUUCACAUCUUUCGACGGUCUUACUGAAGAUGAGAGUACUCUUCUUAAGACAUACAUUCAUAACUUACUAGUUUCAAGUCACGACAUUCAAGUUCGUUUCAAGUGGAACAAGAACGAUAUGGCCAUUUGGGACAACAGAUCCGUGUUCCACACUGCUACUAAUGACUAUCCCAUUGGCGCUGGUACUGUUGUCAGAACUGGUGUUAGAACUGUAUCAGUGGGUGAGCGUCCAUUUUUCAGUGAGAAAUCUAAGAGCCGCGAAGAAGACUUAUACGAGAACAAGCUUCUUGUUUGA
Molecule: messenger RNA, 1155 nt
Organism: Sugiyamaella lignohabitans
Lineage: Eukaryota; Fungi; Ascomycota; Dipodascomycetes; Dipodascales; Trichomonascaceae
Gene: JLP1
Product: Jlp1p
Exons: 1
Coding region: 1-1155 (384 amino acids)
Cellular component (GO): cytoplasm
Molecular function (GO): 2-oxoglutarate-dependent dioxygenase activity
Source: RefSeq, a predicted model, not a curated record